Cladocopium goreaui is the source of this 8016-nucleotide messenger RNA. The record is from the annotation of a GenBank genome assembly. Lineage: Eukaryota; Dinophyceae; Suessiales; Symbiodiniaceae.
AUGGCGCGAAGGUAUGUUCCGCCGUUGGCAAAGACCAAGCCAGAUACGGGCAAGGUCACGUUCACCGGGUUCCUGCUGUUCCUGGUCGUGAUGCUGAUCCCGCUUUCGGCGUUUGAGUGGGGCCGCGUUCCACUUGGUCCCAUGCAGGUUCACGCUUACUUGCUGGCUUCGGUCCCCAUCCUGCUCUACGUGCUAGUCGCCCGUCUAUCAGACUUUCCCACCGGUGCGCUAAUUUCGCUGGUGGUGUUUCUCACCAUGUACAUUUUCUCCGUGUUGGCGGGUGCUGCGAAAUACGUCGCGUACUACCAAGAGAUUUUGAAAAUCGGAGGUGGUGUAGCCACGGUUCUGGUCGGCGCGUUGUGUAUUCGCACGACUAAGGACUUCCGCCUCUCGGUGUUCGGCCUGACCAUUGGCGUGGUGAUGCUGAGCUUCAAGGGUUUCGCCAACAUGGAUAGCCACUCCGGCGUGAACCCCUUGGAGAUGUCUAACGAAAAUGGGUGGUCGCUAUACAGUCUUCCCCCGGUGUUGCUCGGCGGACUACUGGUGAUGGACAAGACCGUCGCCAAAUGGUUAAGGCUGGUCUUAGGAGUCAGCGUCGUCAUUAUCUCGGUGGCCAUUUUGACUUCGGCUAACCGUUCUGGUUGGCUGGGGCUUGGCGUCAUCGUCAUGCUGCUCAUGGUGCAAGGAAACUUCAUCCGAGCGGCCUUUAUUUUUGGCAUCUUGGGGAUAGCCAGCUUUGUCUUGCUGACCACCGUCUUUUCGACCGAACUUAUCGAGUCUCAAGUCGAGGUUACGGUGGAAGGUGAUACAACCGACCGGAUGCGUAUCACUCUGUUAAUGACCGCUGUGCUCCUCGGGAUUGAGAACCCGAUUCUCGGUGUCUCUCCGCAAGGCCUAUACUUCGAGCUUGCGCAAAGAGUCGGUGGACACGGCGGAUUUCUAGACCCACAUAACGUGGUGGCUCACUUAGUGGGCGGUACUGGGCUGGUAGCCAGUACGGCCUUCUUUCUGUUCGCGCUGUUACUGUGGCGGCGUGGAACUGGUGUGAAGAAGGACUUCUUCGGAAAUGAAUACGCCCGACUCGCGCAUCGCUAUUUAAAGCUGCUGAUGAUUCUCUGGAUCGUCCGUGGGCUGUUCUCUCGUGAAAUCUUGUAUAUGCCGGUCUUCGCAGCCGGUUUGGGGCUUUGCAUUGGUUGGUGUAUCAGCCAGAAGGUUUGGGUACCUGCAGCGAAACAAUUGAAGUCGAUGGUCACAGCGCCCCGCUUGAGCGCCCUCAGCGGUCUCCGCGUGGGUUUCGUCAGUGCCCGCUCAGGCUCGAUCAGCGAUGGUCUGUGGACCGAGGCUGGAGUAGGACGCCUGCUCGAUCAGUGGGCAGGCGAUUGCAAACAACUAACCGUUGCGCUCAGCCUCGCUCCUGGGAAACAACGCUGGCACGAUCAUCGGCUCGACGAAGACAAGCUCGAUUUCCUGCCGUUGCCAUGGUUACCCAGCAUCGCUCGAGGCUUCCACAAAGCCCCUCACUGCAAACGCGUGAUCCGACAGGUAGAAAAACAAAGCGAUGUUGUCAUUGUGCAACUCCCGUUCGCGGCGCCUUUCGCACUCAUCGGCCCGCAAGUGCCUCGGGUGUACCACGUGUGUGCCGACGUACGCCAGAUUGCUCACACCUCGCCGUGGUACCGCGGCCCGAAACGAAUGGUCGCGUUGACCGCAUCCAAUACGAUUGACCGACUGUACCGCCGGUUGCUUCAUGCCCCGCACACCGGCGUGGUGACGAACGGAGACGAUUUGCUUCGUGCUUAUCGGCUGGAACAAGGACGUUCGGUGGUCUCCUCGAGUUUACUUGCCUCCGAAGUGAUGAGCGUUCCGCGCUCGCGACCAGCAAAUGCACCCUUCAGGGUGCUCUUUGUGGGGUACUUGCGACAUGAGAAAGGAAUCGACACGCUCUUCGAAGCUUUCGAUCGCCUUCUCGAUCAUCGCCCCGAUGCUCAGUUGUGCUUUGUCGGCUCGCAGAAUAUGGAAGACCGUGGGAUGACCGAGGAUGUCGCAGAAUGGGUCCGUCGGUUGCAAGAACGCGGCACGGUCGAGUUCCUUGGGCACCGCGAGUUUGGUCCAGAGUUGUUCCAAUGCUUUGCCGAUGCCGAUGUCCUGGCGGUUCCAAGCCGGAGUGAAGGAACCCCACGCGUAUUGAUCGAAGCCCGCGCAUUCGGUUGCACCGUUGUGGCUAGCCGAGUUGGCGGAAUUCCAACCUCGGUCAGCGACGAAGUUGAUGGCCUCCUGGUACCGCCCGACGAUGCGGAUUCUCUGUCGACAGCUUUACUUCGCAUUGCCCAAGACGAAGAAUUCCGUGGCCGAUUGAUCGAAGCCGGAAUCAAACGCGCCCGCUCGACGACGAAGAAGCCGUCGCUUGUGCUCGUGCCGCAUGAUGCACGAAUCCUCCAACUCGAAGAAAUGAACGCCGCAACGCACAACACGCCCGCAGAACAGACUCAGCCGCUGGGAAUUGACCCGCCGGCCGAGCAUCUGGUUGCGGUGUGCCAGGCCGGGCGCAAGUCGUAUCCCGAACGAGUCCCGUUCGACCCGCCCGAGCAUUAUCCCGAAUUCGCGGGCACCGCACUGGCGGAUGCAACCGACCCGGAGAAUGCCGUCUAUGCCGCAGUUCGCGAGUCGCUGCGAUUGCUGGGGCUCGAUCAGGCUCGCUUCGGCAACUCCGACUGGAACCCCAUGGGCGCCGUAGUGCAGUCGGGCGACACCGUGCUGAUUAAGCCGAAUUGGGUCAGCCAGAAGCACGAACUCAACGAUUCGUGGCAGCAAAUCAUUACCCACGGUGCGGUGCUAAGAGCCGUAAUCGACUAUGUGCAACUAGCACUGCGUGGCAAUGGAUCGAUCUGCCUAGCAGACGGGCCGAUGCUGAAUUCCGACUUCGAUGAAAUCUGCCGCCGCACUGGUGCGGCAGGGCUCAAGAAGUUUUACUCCGGAAAAGAAGGGCUUUGCCCGGUUGAACUGAUCGACUUGAGAUCCAUCUUCUUCAAAACACAAGACGACGUCGUCGUUUCGAGAAGUCCCCUGCCUGGCGAUCCUCGUGGAGGAGUGGCUGUCGACUUGGGCUCACGCAGUGCACUGUAUCAAUUUCAAGGCGAGGGACGCUACUACGGUGCUGAUUACAACACGGCCGAAGUGAACGAACAUCAUCACGGGGACAAGCACGAGUACCAACUCAGCGGUUCGGCAAUGCAGGCCGAUGUGAUCAUCGAUGUCCCAAAGCUCAAGACUCAUCACAAGGUCGGGGUCACCCUCUCACUGAAGGGCGUCGUCGGGCUGAACACCAAUCGCAACUGGCUUCCCCACCGCACCCAGGGCACCCCACAACAAGGUGGCGAUCAAUUCGCAGAUUCCGGUUCGCUCCAACAACUGGAACAAACUGCGGUUCGCUGGUUUGAACAAGCCUCGCUUCGAUUUCCACGCGUCGUACCUACCCUGUACCGCUUUGCAAAGCGAGUGGGGCGCACGGUUUUCGGGGCCAGCCACAACACCGUGCGGGGAGGUGGUUGGCACGGCAACAACACCCUGUGGCGGAUGGUACACGACAUCAAUCGUGCCCUGCAGUACGCCGACGCCGACGGAAACGUACACGAUCGUCCACAACGACGGCGUUUCUGCGUGAUCGAUGGAAUCGUCGCCGGCGAGGGCACCGGUCCGGUUUUCGCUGAUCCUCGCUCAGCGGGCGUCAUCCUCGCAGGUAGUUGUGCAGCCGUCGUCGAUACGGUCGCAGCGGAGUUGAUUGGCUUCGAUCACACUCAUAUCCCCUCGCUCAAGCAAGCAUUCGAACCGCAUCCUCUGCCUCUAACGACCAUUUCAGCAAGCGGGAUCGAAGUCGUGAGCAACAAUGGCGAUUGGGCCGGUUCGCUCGACCAAAUGGCCGCCAGCAAGCCAUUCGUCUUCACUCCUCCGCUCGGCUGGGAAAAUCACAUCGAGCGCACGGAUACUUCCACUAGUGCAGCAACGGCCGCCGGGGGGCAUAACCUGGUUUCCAGUCGUUAUGGGGCCCGAUUGAUGCGGCUGCGCUACGGAGAGAUUUUCCGUCGCGAGUUGCCUCGUUUUGUUGAACGAGAAACGUGGUCUGCACAGCAGUGGCAGCAAUGGCAGAGUAAUCGCUUGCGGGCAUUGCUGCGUCGCGCUGUCGAACGGGUACCCUACUACCGGGAUUUGCACGCGCAUGGGGAAUUUCCUAUUGAAGGCGCGGCUCCAGGCGAUUUAACGCAGCUCCCACUGCUUGAGAAGGAUCCGCUUCGUCGGGCCCCUGAAGAUUUUCUGGCUGAUGAUUGCAAUCCAGCCCAGAUGUACGCUGAGCGCACCAGCGGAACCACGGGCAAACCGCUCAUGCUGUGGUGGUCGCCAGAGACACAUCAAACAUGGUACGCCUGCUUCGAACGCCGGGUUCGCAACUGGUCGGGGGUGAAGUUGGGCGACCGCUGGGCGACACUCGGUGGGCAACUGGUCGUCCCACAACAUCGGCAACGGCCGCCGUUUUGGGUUUGGAAUGCCAGUGGCUUGCAGCUCUAUAUGUCCUCGUAUCAUCUUCGCAGCGAUUUUCUCGACGCCUAUCUUGAUGAGUUAAAGCGGCGGGAGAUCGAAUACCUCUUCGGCUAUGCUUCCUCGCUCGAUGCCCUGGCUACCCAUGCUUUAGAGCGGGGCCGAACCGACAUCCAUUUCAAGGUGGCAAUUUCCAACGCCGAGCCCUUCUAUGCUCAUCAAAGGCGACGAAUCGAAAAAGCAUUUAGCUGCCCCACUCGAGAUACCUAUGCUCCGGCCGAGCUAACAAUUGCCGCUUUCGAAUGCGAAGCAGGGCGAAUGCACCUUUCACCCGAUGUGGGCAUCACCGAAGUGGUUGACGACGAAGGUCAUCUUUUGCCCCCUGGUGAAACUGGCCAUCUCGUCGUAACAAGCCUUCUGAACCCCGACCACAUUCUCAUUCGCUACCGUCAGGGCGAUCGUGGUGCACUUGCGGCUGGCGAGGAUUCGUGUCCCUGCGGACGAACCAUGCCCGUGCUGGAAUCGAUCGAAGGACGCUCCGACGACGUAUUAGUCACGGCCGACGGACGCAAGAUUGGCCGCCUCGACCCGAUCUUUAAGGACACCAUUCGCAUUCGUGAAGCACAAAUCAUUCAAGAGACGAUCGAUCGCGUGGUCGUUAAAGUGGUCGCAGCCGAGGGUUAUGACGAAAACGAUGGCCGCCUUUCUGAGUUGGGGGAGAAGCUGAUUGAUUUGGGAUGGGAAGUAGAAACCCUCACGGCUCUGCCGAACUAUCCUACGGGUAAAAUCUUCAAGGGUUAUUCCGUUUGGCGUACUCGUAUUGAAAAUAUUGGUCGUAUUCGUACGGCUCGCGUCCCUCUCUAUCCGGCGAAACGUGGCUUCGUGCGACGGCUCGUUUCUUAUUUCUCGUUCGCUUUCAGUGCGGCCAUCAACGGUAAACGGUUACUCCGCCGACCGAAUGUGAUGCUGGUUGAGUCUCCCCCAUUGUUCAUCGGCUACGCAGCUCGCUUCCUGGCUUGGCGUUGGAAGUGUCCCUAUGUCUUCAACGUGAGCGACCUCUAUCCAGAGACUGCCGUUCGCAUGGGCAUGCUAAAGGAAGGUACCGCACUGCGAAUGGCUGAACGGCUUGAGCAGUCGCUCUACAAACACGCUGCCGGAAUCACUGGCCAAUCGGACGAGAUUGUCGCCGGCGUUCGCAAACAUGUGCCUGAGAAGCCGACGGCCGUCAUCACCAACGGCGUAGACCUAAGCCGCUUCGGCAAGGACAAAGCAAACGAGGCAUCUCGCAAGCUACUGGGGGAAGAACCCGGACCAGUCUUCGUCUACGCGGGCUUGCUGGGUUUAGCACAGGGACUCGAACAGUUGCUCGAUUUGGCGUCGUCGGUGCCCGACGGUGUGCCAGGUCGAUUGGUUCUAGUUGGCGAGGGUCCCGCGCGAGAAAUGCUGCGAGAGCGGCUGGCGAACACCCCGAAUUCACGGGUCCGAAUUCUCGAUCCUCUGCCGUACGAUCAAAUCCCCGCGCUGCUGGCAACGGCCGAUGUGGCGGUGAUCAGCUUGGGAAUGUCGAUCCCUGGAGCCGUGCCAAGCAAGAUCUACGAAGCGAUGGCCUCGGGCUUGCCGAUUCUACUGCUUGCCGAAGGAGAGCCGGCCCGCCGUGUCGAAGCAGCAGGCUGCGGCCUGACGGUGAAACCGGGUGAUCUUCAAGCGGCAAUCGAAGCCUACAAACGCCUUGCGACGGACGAAGACCUGAGACGACGACUCGGAGAAUCGGGGCGGGAGACCGCAAGCACGCAGUACGAUCGACGACAGAUCGAGUAUCAUCGUCGCGAGCGCGAGAUCGGUUCGGAUUUCUACUCGCUGCAAAAGCCUAGCAACCUGUUCGUGCGACACGGCCAGGAGCGGGCUCUGCUGCGGGCGCUCACACGAGGCGGAUGCUUACCGUUGGAAAACAAACGCAUCCUUGAAGUGGGCUGUGGACGGGGACAGUGGUUUGCAACGUUUGAAACCCUGGGGGCCUGUCGCGAAAAUCUCUGUGGAAUCGAACUCGAUGCCGAACGGGCUGCCGCCUGUGCCGAAAGGUUUCCUCGCACCGAUAUUCGCAUUGGCGACGCAACGGAACUGCCCUGGGAAGACGGAACUUUUGAUCUUGUGUUUCAAAGCACAGUAUUCACCUCUGUGCUGGACGACGAGGUUAAAGUUAAGCUGGCCGAGGAGAUGCUUCGGGUCGUCAAACCCGAGGGCACUCUGCUGUGGUACGACUUCCACUACAAUAACCCCCGCAACGCCAACGUACGUGGAAUCGGUCGAGACGAAAUCGCUCGACUAUUCCCCAACUGUUCGAUCUGGCUACGGAAGGCCACACUCGCACCACCCAUCGUCCGGAAAGUCGUUCCGUUUUCCUGGCCUAACUUUGUCAAAAUAGGGCCGGUGCUGCGCGGACUUGAAACCGAGUUACCUGAAGUGCAGCGGUCGUUGAUUCACACCGGUCAACAUUACGACCGUGAAAUGAGCGACCUGUUUUUCUCCGAGCUGAACCUCCCGAAGCCCGACGUGCAUUUGAAAGUAGGUUCGGGAACGCACGGGCAACAGACCGCAAAGAUUUUGCAAGGUUUCGAGACAUGGUUGCUCAAAGCGAAACCCCGCCCUACGGCAACCGUGGUUGUAGGUGACGUAAAUUCAACUGUCGCAUGCGCAUUGGCUGCAGCUAAGCUCCACAUUCCGGUUAUCCAUGUAGAAGCGGGUCUUCGCAGUUUCGACCGAAGAAUGCCGGAAGAAAUCAAUCGCGUGGUGACCGACGCCCUCUCAUCUUUGCUACUAGCCAGCGAACCGGCCGGCGUGGAAAACCUCAGGAACGAAGGGCAACCUGCCGACCGGAUCCACCUCGUCGGCAACGUGAUGAUCGACGUGGUUAGAGCCAACCUCCAACGGGCGAGAAGCCUUAGGUUUGCUGAGAAGCUUGAAAUGACGCCCGGUGAGUACGGCGUUGUUACGCUUCAUCGACCGGCAAAUGUAGACGACCCCGCUGUAUUGCACAGUUUGUGCGGCAUGUUGAAACGGCUGGCCGACAAGCUCCCGAUCGUGUUCCCCGUGCACCCUCGCACACGAGCACGACUUGAAGCUGCCGAGUUGUGGGAUGCCUUAAAUGCAACACCCGGGAUUACGGUAACUGGACCCCUUGGUUACUUGGAGUUUCUCGGGCUCAGCUCGCAAGCCAAGAUCGUGAUUACGGACUCUGGUGGGCUUCAAGAAGAAACAACCGCCCUGCAGAUCCCAUGCUUGACCAUGCGAAAACACACCGACCGCCCAAUAACGGUCACCGAAGGUACGAGCACGUUAGUGGGGCGUGACUUCGAAUUGCUCGAACGCUUGUUCGAAGACGUGCUCGAGGACCGUUACAAGCAGGGCCGCUGCCCGGAAUUGUGGGAUGGUGCAGCAGGGCAAAGAAUCGCAACAGAAAUUGGUGCAUUCCUCAACCAGAUCGAAUAG